Messenger RNA from Ceratina calcarata, 4744 nucleotides. Its product is annotated as peroxidasin. The coding region runs from base 1658 to 3730 and encodes 690 amino acids. Gene Ontology annotation, molecular function: heme binding; peroxidase activity. The record is from RefSeq and is a predicted model, not a curated record. The transcript is spliced from 9 exons. Lineage: Eukaryota; Metazoa; Arthropoda; Insecta; Hymenoptera; Apidae. Gene Ontology annotation, biological process: response to oxidative stress.
AAUUUAUUUAGCUUGCAAAUUAUAUAGCUUGCAGCGCGCUGUGCAUUGUUGACACCCUGUAUUAACAUUAUCCUUAGAUUGGGCCCCACUCUUCAGACUUAGCGCAUACUUAGGAUGGAUUCAAGUUUUACUUUCGUUCGAGGAUCGGUCUCUCGUCUCUCCAGUUCAGGUUUGUCGCUUCGCGUUCCCGUCUACCUAUAGAUACUCGUCGCAAAUCGUUCUACUGUAGGCGAAUGAUUCCUUAUCGGGCAUUAACAUAAUCGAUGUUUUGUUACGUGUUAUCCAUUAUCAUUAUGUGCGAUAGUGUUGAAAAAAUGACGAUACGUGCGAGAAGAUCACUAAUCAACAGUAUAUUUGUCUUUUUUGCGCGAUCACAGCCCCGAGUAACAGCUUCCAUCGCUUUAUAUGGGUACUAAUCAUGGGAACAGAGAACGUUACAUAAGAGAAUCACAAAACAACCAGGAAGAUCCUAAAUGUCAAACAGAUCUCCUCUUAAGAUCGGACGAAUUUGUUCCAUUUAUGCACAGCAUACUACAUCGUUUUGAUAGCAAAAAAAUACUUAACUAUUGGUUGCCAGAAACGACUAACGGGAUGUUACUUGAGUGAAGCGACGAAUGAAUUUAACAUGAACGACGAACAAUAGGACAAGUAAAAUGAGGCGAAAUACCAUCCUCUAUACAAGGUCUCGCGAGGUUCAUUGCAGCUCUUGCGAUAAAUGUUGAAGCAAGUCACGCGAUCCGCUUCGUAUCGGUGAAUCCGUUUCUUUCUUCUAGUAACGAAAAGGCUAAUUUAUCAGGAAAAUCAUGCGAAUUCUACUCGAACUCUUCUCGUGUUUUUAUCGCGUGAAAGAUUAGUUAUACAUGUAGUUCUAUAUACAUAAUAUGCAACGGCGAGAAAUUCUAAUUCGAACGCGCCCAACCCUAUAAUUGUGUUUUUAAUGGUUGAUCCUAUCGCGUCAUUGUCGAGUUAGGAAAUAAGACAACCAUUGAAUUUACAUGACAAUUAUUAGGUAACAUGAUGGUGCACUGCCAUAUAAUAGAAGUUACAUACGAUUUCUCACGAGUUCGCCUUAAGUGGAAGUUGUAACCCAUGGGGUUUCUAGCAUUCUAUUAGAUAUAUAUUCUCACAAUGUUAAUGCUCAGUAGACUCGUAAUACCGCGAAACUUUUGUAUGGCGUUAAUUAAAUGUAUUUUCUGCUCUUGGAAUAAUAAAAAUUGCUUUCGGAUUUGUAAAACAUCCUCAGGUACUUAAUUCAGCAAUAAACACUCUCUACAGCAAAAAGUAGACCAUUCCUUUCCGCUCUCACGAUACUGAAAGCAUUUGGUUCAUGCAUAGUUCCAGCCUUAUUACAGAUAAUUGAUGACGCCCGUAUAAUGAGAUUACUCUUGGAGAAACUAUGCAUAAUAAUAGAACUGCUGUAAGAAGUUGUACUUGGUAUUGAGCAAGCCUUUUCGGUUCUCACAGCUUUUCUUUUAAACGUCUAUGACUGCUAUUAAGUUUUCUAUGCGUUUAAUUCAAUAAUAUUUCGUAUUAGAAAUAAUUCAAAUAAUAUACUUCAUUACAAUCGAUUAAAAAACUUUAUUGAACCAUUUGUAAUUUUACGUAAGAACAAGUCUAUAUUUCCUAUCUUUAGAUUCCGAUUCACAGAUUCCUUGUCAUGCUCGUAUUCGCCGAAGGUACGAUUCUACCGUCAAAUAUGUUGCGAGACCUUGGUAAGCGUACGAACAUUUCAAUGGAAAAGUACAAUCAAGCAGAACGAGCGAUUCUGAACUCGCGUACGCACUUAAAUUACGGUUCGCCGUCGUGGUUCCUCGGUGCGUCGCAUGAAAUGACCGAGCACGCUCAAAACCUGUCAAGGAAAGCUUUACGGAUCGAAGCGAUGGCAGUAACGUUGGUAGAAGCUUUGAACAUGUCAUCGAAAGAAGCAUCCUCCAUGUUAACGUCCGUAGCCGCUAUCAAUUGUCCAGGGUCUUCUACGUUCUUGGAAGUGAUGGCCAGUUGUAAAAAUGUAGAUCCUCGGUACAGAACGCACAGCGGAAAAUGUAAUAAUGGGUUGCACUCAACAUGGGGCGCAGCUUUGGAAGCUUACGUGCGUUUUUUACCACCCGAGUACAUCGACGGUGUUUCUCUGCCACGUACGGAUCUGCCUAGCGCCAGGGAUGUUUCCUUGAAAGUACAUUCCGGUGGAUCGGACGUUAAACAUCCAUAUCUAAUGGCGCUUACUGCAUUGUUCGGUCAAUUUCUAAUUCACGAUCUCGCGCACACGCCAAAGAUGGAACUGCCCGAUGGUGCCAAGUUGAAAUGCUGCAAUGUCGGUUACGAACAUUUUCAUCCAGAAUGCUUUCCGAUUCGUGCCGACAACGCAAUCGGUUGCAUGGAAUAUUCUAGGUCCGCGCCACACCCAGGAAAUUCACUACAGGGGUGCAAAUUGGGUCCUCGGCAACAAAUCAACCAAGCUUCAUCGUAUUUAGACCUCUCCCCAUUGUACGGAAGUUCAGAAGAAGUAGCAAAGGCUCUGCGAUCCGGCAGGGGCGGUUUACUUAAUACGCAAAGAAAAAACUUGCCGAUGCCUUCAUUAAAAUUGGAAAGUUGCCGAAGCACGAGCAAAGCAUUCCCGUGUUUCUUCAGUGGGGACUCACGGAUAAACGAAAAUCCUGGCCUAACUUUGAUGCAUGUACUUUUCCUGCGCGAACACAAUCGAGUCUCCACGGAGUUGGGUCGAUUGAAUUCUCAUUGGGACGACGAGAGACUUUACCAUGAAGCAAGGAGGAUUGUUAUCGCGGAAAUGGAGCAUAUAACUUAUAAUGAGUUUCUACCUGUUGUUCUCGGCGAAACAACUCUCGACAAAUACGAGCUGCGCUUAACGCAUCGAGGCUACUUUCGGGGCUAUAACAAACGAACGGAUGCGACACUUUCGAACGUUGCUGCGUCUGCUGGGCUCUUCUUCAUUGCCACGCUGACCCCAAAAACCUUCGACCUAGUUGACUCGCGAUCGGCGUUGAAGUCUGGAGAAAGGUCUUUACUAUCGGCCUUCUACGCUCCGCAAGAGAUCUAUGAAGCUGGUGCUAUUGAUCGUUUAAUCGCUGGCGCUACAGCGGGACAUUCUAGGAAGCCAUCACCACCGGGACUAAAUGAAAUCCUGCUGGAACGAUACUUUCAUGAUGGAAAGAGCAAUGAUAUCGCUGUGGAUUAUGCUGCACAAAUCAUACAACAGGGAAGGGACCACGGUUUGCCGCCCUAUGUCAGGUGGCGAACAUUCUGCAAUUUACCAAACACCGCUAAUUUCGAAAGUCUCAGAGGAACGAUGACCAAAGAUACUAUAGAAAGAUUACGAAAUGUUUAUAGGAAUAUACAGGAUAUAGAUUUAGUGACAGGAUUACUUUCGGAGGCACCUUUAUCCGACUCAGUUUUAGGACCUACAUUUCUAUGUUUAUUGGGUCGCACUUUUCGGAAUAUUCGUUCUGGUGAUAGAUAUUGGUAUGAAAAUGCAAACAGUCCGGGAUCGUUUACCUUAAGUCAAUUAGAAGAAAUUCGGAAAGUAACAAUGGCACAGAUUUUAUGCUACAAUGGUGAAAGAAUACAUUGGAUGCAACCUAGAGCGUUUCUUCUGAGAGAUCGAUUUUUGAACGAAAUGAUAAAUUGCACGGUACACAUGAGUGGAUCACCAAAUCUUUUUCUUUGGAAAGAAAAAAACGAUUCUUACAUCGGGAACGUUGUACUUUGCGGAUGACUACCUACACGGUGACGAUCCUCGAAUUAGUAAUGAUCUCCAAAAUGCAAUGUGCCCAAUACACCGGUAACCGCUAGAAGAUAUGUUAGCAUUUGGAGUUUUAAGAGCAUAUUGCGCCUGAGAUUCACAGGCGAUAUGCUUUAUCUACUAUCAGGUGCAAUUUUUAGUUGCUGCUAAUUAAAAACUGGAGCCUCGGACACAAUUUGUUCAUUCUUGAGUUUUGCCAUACUUUAACUUUUAGAAUUACCUCUUAAAACUGUUCCCAUCAGUAGCCGAACAUCUUGUAUAGUUAAAAUAUUGUUAAAUAUUGUUGUUUAUAUAAUUGUAUAACUGUUAUGAGGACAUUUAACAUUACAAAAUUCAUACAUUUUAUUUUCUGCUCGAAACAUAUUAAAAUAUUUUGUAACUGAAAAUUAUCAAAAUUGAUAAUUUACAAAUGUUGUUAUAAGUGAGUCGCCUAAUUCGAUUGGAAAAUGGUGAAAUCAUAAUUGAAGUAGCAGCUUCUUACAGGAGUGGAAAAUCAACAGUUUAUGACAUAAAGAGACGAAGCGUGAAACCAUGAAUUGUAGCGAGGCUUCAACGAAAUUCAUACGAAAAAGUAUAAAAUUUGCUACCGAUAAAAUCCUUUAUAUGACUGUAUAUGAAUGGUUUUGUCAAAAAAGAAGAGGAGAACUGAGAAAUUUAUAGCAUCAGAGACGGAUAUCAGAUAGUAUGAAGCCCAAAUAGAAAAUGCUCCUGUUGAAUUAUGAACAUAAGAAAAAUGUGCAAUUUAAUAGCACAAAAAAUUGAGAGAACAAAGAUAAUUAAAACAAAUCAGAGUAACGCGAGUAAAAUGUAAUAUUUGAAAUAUAAGUUUCUCUGUGAAAUAUAUAUUAAUGAUGUACCGCUCGAUUAUCCGAAAAAUUUGAUUUGCCGACCAUCUUAACUGCAAUUAGUUAGUUCAGAUAAUCGUAGUUCUACUAUAUUACAUAAUAAGCAUACCUAUAAUUAAAUAAGUAUACAUACAUAAAGUUA